Molecule: messenger RNA, 3679 nt
Organism: Chenopodium quinoa (quinoa)
Lineage: Eukaryota; Viridiplantae; Streptophyta; Magnoliopsida; Caryophyllales; Amaranthaceae
Product: phosphatidylinositol 4-phosphate 5-kinase 1-like
Exons: 8
Coding region: 343-2805 (820 amino acids)
Biological process (GO): phosphatidylinositol metabolic process
Molecular function (GO): phosphatidylinositol kinase activity
Source: RefSeq, a predicted model, not a curated record
AUAAAAUUUUGAAGUAGUCUCUCAAACGUAUAGCCGGCCUUUCUCUUUCUCUUUGAGUUUCUCUCUCCUGAAUUUCUUUCUUUCAUUCUUACACUUUCCCAUUUUCUUCCUGUAUUGUCUUCUCUGUCUCUCGAUUCUCCCUCUUUCUUCAAACCAAAAACAACACACUACUUCCUUCUUCAUCAUCAUCAUCCCAACAAAAAUCCAACCAAUUUCUCCAAAAAUCCCACCUCAAAAACCAUCCAUUUUUAGUUCACUAAUUAACUCACAAAACAAUACAAAAUUCAAAUCAAACAAUCAAAGAAUGCUUAAAUCUCCGACUACCCAAUACUUGAUUUCAUCAUGACAACAGCCCAACAACACCAACAACACCACCAACAACAACAGCAACCGUUGUCGAAAACAGCAAAACUUUCUCCGGUGCACAAAAUGCAGGACACCCUUAAGCUGAAAACACUCAGAAGAUCCUACAGUCUAUGCUCACGCGCUUCAACAACAACAACAAAGUACUCCGAAUCUACACAAUCUUCCGACGAAGAAGCAGAGGAGGAGGAGGAAGAGGAAGAAGAGGAGGAGAUUUCAUCUUCAGAAGAAGAGAAACCAACCCAGAUUGUAUUACCUACAGCCGAGAUGAGAAACCGAUCUCCGGCGAGUCUCCGGCGAGUGUCGCCGGAGUUAGAGGUGCCGGAGGUGGUGGAGAGGAAUCUGGCAAAUGGGGAUUAUUACACAGGCACAUUUGUGGGGAAUGUACCUCAUGGAAAUGGGAAAUAUUUGUGGUCAGAUGGGUGUAUGUACGAGGGGGAGUGGCGGCGAGGGAAGGCGACGGGGCAAGGGAGGUUUUCAUGGCCGUCGGGUGUGACGUAUGAAGGCGAAUUCAAGUCAGGGAGAAUGGAGGGGUUAGGGACGUUUACAGGGACAGAAGGGGAUACAUAUAGAGGAAUGUGGGUGUGUGAUAAGAAGAGUGGUAAAGGGGAAAAGUUGUAUGCUAAUGGUGAUUUGUAUGAUGGUGAUUGGAAGGAGAAUGUGCAAAAUGGAGAAGGAAAAUAUGUUUGGAGUAAUGGGAAUGUUUAUGUUGGGGAGUGGAGGAAUGGGGUGAUCUUUGGGAAAGGGGUUUUGAUUUGGGCUAAUGGUAAUAGGUAUCAAGGGCAUUGGGAGAACGGUGUUCCGAAAGGCGCCGGGGUUUUUACUCGGCCUGAUGGUAGCACCUAUGCCGGCAAUUGGGGGAAUGGGAAUGGGAAUGGGAGUGGGACUAAUCAUGAAGGUUUCGUUACGACGAAUGCUAAGAGGGAGGAUGGGGGGAGGAUGAGUGUGUCGGAUAGAGGGGUGAAUUUUCCAAGGAUAUGUAUAUGGGAAGCGGAUGAGGAUGCUGGGGAUAUUACAUGUGAUAUUAUUGAUAAUUCUGAGGCUUCUAAGUUGUAUAGGGUUGCUAGUAGUUGUGCUAAGAAGAGUCCUAAGGGUGCUUUGAGUAGGAGUCAAAGUCCUAGGGAUAUGAAUGUUGUUGUAUGUAAUCAUAGUAAUCAAAAUGUGGGUUCAACGCCUUCAACGCCGUAUUGGUAUGGUGGUGGAUGUGAUGAGAUUAAGAAGCCUGGACAACCCAUUUCCAAAGGUCAUAAGAAUUAUGAGCUUAUGCUUAAUUUGCAGUUAGGUAUCAGGCAUUCUGUUGGGAAGCAUGCCUCGAAAACUCGGGAUCUUAAGGGUUCUGAUUUUGAGCCUAAGGAGAAAUUUUGGACUAGGUUCCCUCCUGAAGGAUCAAAACAUACACCACCACAUCAAUCAGCUGAUUUCAGAUGGAAAGACUAUUGUCCCAUGGUGUUCAGACAUUUGAGAGAACUAUUUGGGAUUGAUCCAGCUGAGUAUAUGUUAGCUAUUUGUGGAAGUGACGCGUUGAGAGAGUUUUCUUCCCCUGGAAAGAGUGGAAGUUGCUUCUAUCUAACUCAAGAUGAUCGGUAUAUGAUUAAAACUGUCAAGAAGGCUGAGGUUAAGGUACUCAUCAAAAUGCUGCCUAAGUAUUAUGACCAUGUUGCCAAAUACAAGAACACAUUGGUAACAAAGUUCUUUGGUGUGCAUUGUGUCAAACUCAAAGCAGUAGGUGGUCAGAAGACUCGCUUCAUUGUUAUGGGAAAUUUGUUUCACUCUGAAUACCGGAUUCAUAAAAGAUUUGAUUUAAAAGGUUCUUCCCAUGGUCGGUCAAUUGACAAACCUGAAGGUGAAAUUGAUGAGACUACCACCCUUAAGGACCUUGACCUAAAAUUUGUGUUUCGCUUACAGCAAUCUUGGUUCCAAGAGCUCAUGAGUCAAGUUGAUAGAGAUUGCGAGUUCUUAGAGGCAGAGAAAAUCAUGGAUUAUAGUCUGUUGAUCGGUCUUCAUUUCCGUGAGGAUUGUUCCAGUAAUGAGCCAGGAUUGUCUCCUACUGGCAGAGGGGGUACAAAUCAUGAUAAGAGUUCGCCUCUAGGGUAUGAGAUAUUUACGCAGGACUCAAACUGCAUAAUGGAGGGAACGAGACCUUUCAUCCGGCUAGGAGCAAACAUGCCUGCACGAGCAGAGCGAGUAUCACGGGCAGAAUUCGAAGGGAAUGGAACUCCACGAAGUGUAACUGGUGGAAAUGGUGGUGGUGGGGAGGUAUUCGAAGUAAUUCUUUAUUUUGGUAUCAUUGACAUCCUCCAAGAUUAUGAUAUCAUCAAAAAAUUCGAACAUGCUUACAAGUCCUUGCAAGUGGAUCCCACCCUUAUUUCAGCUGUGGAUCCAAAGCUCUACUCCAAAAGGUUCCGGGAUUUCAUGCAUCGCGUCUUUGUGGAAGAUGAGUAAGCAUAAGAACCAAGGACAAUCCUAUCAUCAGAUUACACCAUUAACACAUUGUUGAUUGCUUCUGCGACCCUGACCCUGGCCCUGGCCUCGGACCCCCUAGAAGCACAGCACUCGGGGCUCUUAAAACACGGCUUCAAUGAGCUUCAUCUAAACCAUCAAUGGCUCGUUGCAUCAUAUCGUACUAAACUACUAAUACAAUUUUUAUGGCGGCUGAAUUUUUUGGGAUCAGCCAUUAUACUGAAGAGAGAGAUUAAUCAAAGGGGGGUGAAUACAUUUUGUACAUUGUAGGGAACAAUCAUUGGGGAGCAUAAUUUUUGUAUUUAUUUUUUGUAUCUUUUUUUUUUUUUUUUUUUUUUUUUUUUUCGUUUUUUGGAAUUUUUUUAAAUUUUAUUUUUGUGUUUUCCCUACCCUGGAUUAUUUUGCCAGGAAGUAAAAAGAAGGAAAUAGGAAAAUUCAAAAUAACUGUACAGUUAAAAAGGAAAGGGAAAGUUUGGAUAACAUAGUGAAAUUAUUUUCAUUUUUUUUUUUGUAAUUUUUUUUUUAAUUGUAAUGUAAUGUACUGUAAUAUUUUAACAUAGAAUUUUGAUUUUGCUGACCAAAAAAAGCAACAUUAAUUCAAAAAAAUGUGGUUGGUUUUGCUUUAUGCAGUGAGGUUGGGUUAUUAAAAGAAGAGCAAAAGCAUAAUAUUAAAGAAGUGGGGAUAUUGGCCCCUCAUUCUCUAUUCUUGUCCCCUCUUAAAUUUGAAAGAAACAAUUCUACAAUGCUGGAGCUUGAAGAUCUUCAUAAAUUAUUUGGAUAAUUUCUUUAUUUCUAAUUUUGGUGCAUUUUUUAUGCUCUAUUUAAUGAUUUAUUUGGAUUUUUCACUAAGAUGAGA